Molecule: messenger RNA, 967 nt
Organism: Anneissia japonica
Lineage: Eukaryota; Metazoa; Echinodermata; Crinoidea; Comatulida; Comatulidae
Exons: 1
Coding region: 149-877 (242 amino acids)
Molecular function (GO): zinc ion binding; nucleic acid binding
Source: RefSeq, a predicted model, not a curated record
UAUUUUCCAUUGGUCUGAGGGCGCCUUUGGUGUGUUGGGUCACUUGACCGAUUCCAUUCGCUGUGACACGUCGCUUGUAUUUCAGCUGUCCUUUUAUUCACUAUUUCCGCGGUUUUUUGGCUGAUUUUUUGCUCCUGAUAUUUUGAUUAUGGAAGAAAAUAUAGGCCUGACUACCGAGGAUAUCGCAGGGAUAGUCAAGAACGCAAUUGGUGGUGUAAAAGAGUAUAUUGAUGAUGCCAUUAAGAUACACAAGACGGAGACACAGAAAAUUAAAAUGGCGGCCAAGGUCAAGUUUCGAUUUAUAGGCAAUCAGGCUCAGUUCGAGUUUAAUUCUGAGCUCCUGGAUUGGGUUGAGAAAGCAAGCGAUUCUUUAGGGAAGGCUGACGUUGUCGAUAAGGUAGGCGCUGAUUUGAAUGAGAUUAAGAAAUUGCUGCAUCGGCGCAACAAAUUGAUCAGGAUUGCGGAUAAGUCUGAAGGUGGUUGGAGCGUCGUGGACGAGUACUUAUCUGAUGAAUUGGCGAGUGAUAGCGACGACGAGAAGCGGAUUAGAAAUGCCCAGCUCAGGGCAGGUAGGCGAAAGAGAUUUAAGGCCCAGGCUCUGGCUAGGAAAAGGUCAGCGACCCAGGUGCAUCCUCCCCCAGAGAGGGGUGAGUUGGCUGGAGGUAGCGGUGGUUUUGCGAGUAAUUUUCGCCGCUUUAAUGCAGGACGCGGUACGUUUGGGUUUGGGGGAAGGAGAGUGCCCCAGCCAGAAGACAUCUGCUUGGGAUGCGGGCAGCGAGGCCACUGGCGUUUCCAGUGUGAUCAGCAAAGGAACAGAGCCGCUCCGGCUUCAGCGCCUUUCCCAAGCUCCGCCCAACAGCAGCCACGAAACCAGUAGGGUUCAAGGUGAACUCAGUUUAUUUAAUUUUAUUUAUAUAUUUUUUAGUUUCUGUGGUUAUUAAUAAGUGUUGACUUGUCUUGUAUGUCG